CGCAAUGUUUACAAAACAGCCUAGCAGAGAGUCAGUUGUUGAACCUAAUCAAGACAAAAGGAGGCCAAAAUUAUGUCAGCUGUGAUAAGACGAGUUUGCACCUCCAGCCAGCAUUAUAAGCAUCAUUUAGCAGCCUUGUAUUCUUUGCCUUUGAAAACCACCAGCCACUACAUCCACUCCACUCCAUGGCUGAGUUCAGGCGGAGACCCUCCACCUUCGAAGAUGAGAGUUAUGUACAUCCCAAAUCCUCUGAAGUGGCUUAACAAUCGCGUAGAGAUCGCCAACCUGAAAAGAGAUUUUGACCCAAACUUCAAUGAAGAAGAUUUCAAAGUUGGUGCAAAACAGGGAGUGUGCACAGUCUCAGAACUUAUCCACAAGCGGGAAUGGGGUGACCUGACUGGGCUCGUCACUCAGAAAGUUAUUGACAAGCUUCGCAAAACCAAAUGGACAACUGACCAGAUCCAUAAUCUAGUUCUCUCACCAGACCAUGUGCAAGUUGUGCAGUUAAAUAACAUAAGUUUGCAAACUAUUGUUGCCGACUCCAAACAUGGCACCUCGGAGAGGCCAUGCCAUCGAAAGUACUGUGAUAUCGAUGUGAUAGUUAUAGGGACAUGCAUUCCCUAUAAUCUGGAAAAACAUUCAGUUAUAUUGUUAGAGUAUUUUGCAAGAUUCCAUCGUGAAUACACAGAAGGCAAGCUUCCGGAAUGGACAAUAACAAAGUUUAAACUGCAGAAUUUUCAAGCUGUCCAACGGAGAUAAGGAAAUAAAUUUGAUGUUAAAAGUAGCACGGAAAUUUAUUUUUAAACUGUUUCAACAAUAAUCAAAGGUACAUAAUAUGUUAGCUAUUAACUCUUGAUAUUUGUAAAUAAAGAGUGUAUAUGAUAUAUAUAUAUGUAAGUAAAAUCUGCUUUGUAAAGAUUGGAUGGAAUAAUGGUUAAAUAUAUUCCUGUUGUUAAUUUUCAGUGUGCCUUUUGAUGUCAUAACUUGACUAAACCAUUCGAAGAUUCAAUUGUUUUGAAGAAAGUCUUCCUCUCUUUCUCAAUUUCUCUCCAUUUAUAAUAAAGCAAGUCUCCCCCCCUCCCCCCCUAUACAGUCACGGAUAUUUCCUUGGUGAGUUUUUAUUUCUUUUCUUUUUUUUUCUUUAUCUUUAUCUUUCUUUGCAACUUUAGAUAAAUUGUAAUAUGAAAUGAGGUUCAAAUCACCAAGGGCAAAUACUUUUCUUCUUUUUUUUUCCCUGAUUGAUAUUGAUUAUAUUCAAAAUAUCUUUAAUAACAUAAAUAUGCUCUUUUGAAAUUCUAAAUUUAUCAUUAUAUAAACAGAUUCUUUGAAGUAAUGUGUUUCAUGGAAAAUGGAAAGAAGAAUAAUG
This is a messenger RNA of Penaeus chinensis, 1366 nucleotides long. RefSeq lists its product as uncharacterized. The record is from RefSeq and is a predicted model, not a curated record. Bases 73 to 759 code for a protein of 228 amino acids. The transcript is spliced from 8 exons. Gene Ontology annotation, molecular function: ribosome binding. NCBI's taxonomy places the organism in Eukaryota, Metazoa, Arthropoda, Malacostraca, Decapoda, Penaeidae. Gene Ontology annotation, cellular component: mitochondrial inner membrane. Gene Ontology annotation, biological process: protein insertion into mitochondrial inner membrane from matrix; inner mitochondrial membrane organization.